GCAGGCUUAUUCAUUCACAAUAUAAUUUCAUCACGGGCUUAGGAAAUCAACGGCUCAGAUCGAUCCUCAAUUUCGCAUUAGGGCAGUGAGGAAGAUAACAUCUCUGAAUACAAGGGAACAAUUUUUUCCUGUGAUUCACCCGUCAUCUCGGCUCGGCGCUGAGACUAGAAAAGAGGCAAUUUUGGGCAUUCUGAUCGGCUGUUGAAUCCGAUUGUUCUGAGGGUUUUACUCUAAUCAUUCGAUCGGCUGACGAAACAGCGUAAUCGGUGGUCCUUUGCGUUUUCGUGCCCUUCGAAGGGUUUUAGGUCGGGAAAGAUCACUAUAUGCAACUAAUCUCCUUCUGCGGUUUUACAUCGUCUGCAGAUUUAGGGUUUUCUGAAUUUUACCCGGGUUUAUCAACAUGGCGACUUUUGCAAAGCCAGAGAAUGCUCUCAAGAGGGCCGAAGAGUUGAUGAAUGUUGGCCAGAAGCAGGCAGCAUUACAAGCUCUUCAUGAUUUGAUAACAUCAAAGAGGUACAGAGCAUGGCAGAAGACACUGGAGAAGAUAAUGUUUAAAUAUGUUGAACUUUGUGUUGACAUGAGGCGUGGAAGAUUUGCAAAAGAUGGUCUUAUUCAGUAUCGUAUCGUUUGUCAGCAAGUUAACGUCAGCUCAUUAGAGGAAGUUAUAAAGUAUUUCCUGCAACUGUCUAGUGAGAGAGCUGAACAGGCUCAAGCUCAGGCUCAAGCCUCUGAAAUUGCUCUUGAUGUUGAGGACUUGGAAGCAGAGAAGAGGCCAGAAGAUUUGAUGCUUAGCUUUGUCAGUGGUGAAAAAGGGAAAGACAGGUCUGAUAGGGAGCUUGUCACUCCUUGGUUUAAGUUUCUUUGGGAAACCUACAGAACAGUGCUUGAAAUACUACGCAACAAUUCUAAAUUGGAAGCUUUGUAUGCGAUGACUGCACAUAGAGCCUUCCAGUUCUGUCUGCAAUAUAAGCGUACGACAGAGUUUCGUCGGCUUUGUGAAAUAAUUCGAAACCAUUUAAGCAAUUUGAAUAAGUACAGAGAUCAAAGGGAUAGACCAGAUCUAUCUUUGCCUGAGAGUUUGCAGCUUUAUCUUGACACAAGGUUUGAACAACUCAAGAUCGCAACUGAGCUUGAACUCUGGCAGGAGGCCUUCCGUUCUAUAGAGGACAUUCAUGGUCUUAUGUGCAUGGUAAAGAAGACUCCUAAGCCACAAAUGAUGGCAAUUUACUACUCAAAGUUGACAAAGAUAUUCUGGGUAUCUGAAAGUCAACUUUAUCAUGCCUAUGCAUGGUACAAGCUUUAUGUUCUCCAGAAAAGCUACAAUAAAAACCUCACCCAGAAGGACUUGCAGCUGAUGGCAUCAUCUGUACUGUUAGCUGCUAUUUCUGUUACACCCUAUGAUCACAGGCAUGGGGCUCCUCAUUUUGAAAUUGAGAAUGAGAAGGAAAGGAGCUUAAAGAUGGCUAGCCUUUUGGGGUUUAGUUUGGAUCCCAAAAGAGAUGCUCGAGAAGUGCUGUCGCGAUCAGCACUGCUUUCAGAAUUGGUGUCCAAAGGUGUGAUGACUUACGUACCACAAGAAGUUAAAGAUCUAUACCAUCUCUUGGAAAAUGAUUUCCACCCACUGGAUCUUGCCGAAAAAGCUCAGCCCCUUCUAGGAAAACUCACAAAACUCAGUGACAAAUUGUCAUCGGCUUCUCCUGUUCCAGAAGUACAGUUGGAACAAUAUAUUCCUUCAUUGGAAAGGCUAACCACAUUGAGGGUGUUGCAGCAGGUGUCUCAAGUAUAUCAAACUAUGAAAAUUGGAAACUUAACAAGAAUGAUACCAUUUUUUGACUUCUCUAUUGUUGAAAAGCUCAGUGUGGAUGCUGUUAAGUACAAUUUUGUGCAGAUGAAGAUUGAUCAUUUAAAGGGAAUUGUACAGUUUGGCAGCCAGGACCUUGAAUCAGACAAGAUUCGAAAUCAUUUGACUAUUCUUGCAAAGCGUUUAAACAAAGCUAGAAGUCUUAUACAACCUCCAAUCACUGAGAAAGUGACAAAAGUAGCUCUACCUGCACCUAUAUUACUUGAGACAAUAGAGAAAGAGCACAGGAAGCUUCUUGCUCGCAAAGUUUUGAUUGAGAGGCGCAAGGAGGAGCAAGAGCGCCAAAUGCUUGAAAUGGAACGAGAAGAAGAGUCCAAGAGAUUGAAGCAACAAAGAAUAACAGAAGAAGCAGAAGCAAAAAGGCUUGCGUCUGAAUAUACAAAACGUGAAGAGCAGAGAAUCCGGAGAGAGAUAGAAGAGAAAGAAUUGGAAGAAGCACAGGCUUUGCUUCAAGAGGCUGAGAGAAGGAAAGGGAAAAAGGGGAAGAAGCCUGCUAUUGAGGGUGAGAAGGUAACAAAGCAGAUCCUCAUCGAACAGGCUUUGAAUGAGCAACUUAAGGAAAGACAGGAAAUGGAACGCAAGUUUCAAAAGCUAGCUAAAACUAUGGAUCACCUGGAAAGGGCAAAAAGAGAAGAAGAAGCCCCUCUUAUUUUGGCAAAAUAUAAAGAGCAUUUGGUUGAUGAUGAAAUAUUCUUUGAGCGACAACAAAAGCAAGCAAUUGAACAAAGCAGAGAACAACAUGCUGCAGACCUUAUAGAGAAAAACAGGCUCAUCAGAAUGUUAAAUGAUAAGAAUACUUUCCAGAUUCAAGUAGUCAGCCGUCGCCAAGGUGAGUUUGAGAGGCUGAAGCGAGAGAGGGAAGAGAGACUUGCAGAGCUAAGAGCAAAUCGAAAACUUGAUAGGGAGAUGCGUAGAAAGAUGGAAUAUUAUAAAAGGCAGGAGGAGGCAAGGUUAAUUAAACUCAAAGAAGAGGAAGAAGCUCGUAAGCACGAGGAGGAGGAAAGAAGGCGCAAAGAAGAUGCUGAAAGGAAAGCAAAACUGGAUGAAAUUGCAGCAAAACAAAGGAUGCGUGAACAGGAACUGGAGGAAAAGGAGAGGCUACGAAAAGAGGCGCUGAAAGAGGAUCCAAGGAUUACAAAACAGUUGGAGGCAAAACCAGGAAAGUUUGUUCCUCGUCACUUACGAAAUAAGAUGUCCGAGUCAGCUGGUGCUGAAGUAGAUAAUGAGGCUUGGCGUCAAGAUGAUCGGGCAUCUCAUGAUGAUAGGAAAUCAUUGGUCUCUGAAGAUCGCAAGCCAUCUUUUGGUUCUGGUCAGGGGUUAGCUGGCAAAGAUGAUGAACAUCGUAUGCAUGUGGACCAUGCUGGAGAUGUAAAUCCUUCAUCUGGUUCCAAGUAUGCACCGUCUUGGCGGGCUAAUGAUCGCCCUGAGCCUGCAAGAGCUUCUUUGGGUCGAUAUGAUCCUCCUGGUAGGCGUGAGCUUCCACCUGGAUCUGGACGUCCUAAAUAUGGUGGUUUUGGAAAUAGGGAUGAUCGUAGGGGAGGAGGUUCAGACCAACGUGUGGAGCGCACACGGGAUGAAGAUCGUUCUGCAGGUACUGGUACGUGGAGGAGGCCAUCCAAACCAGUUGAGGGACAUGCUACAUAAAAACUUAAGGCUGUGCCAUUACUGCUAGUAUAGCACAGCAGCAAUAUAGGCUAGGAUUUUUGUUGCCCAGCCUGGCAUAGAGUUUGAAAAGAUCAGUCAGGCCUGUUGUCAAGGAAUGAAUUUGGCACAGUACUGUUACUUUUGAGUGAUAUGGAAAUGAAAUAUUCAAUUUUGGGCUGUAAACCUGGUAAGUUAUGGCGUGGACAGACAAUUUGCCUAUUGAGUAAUGUAGAAAUAGUGAACUGGCUUAGAUUUCUUGUUUUGGUCUGUUUCUAGUCAUAGUUUUUGUAUUGCUUUUGACAUUCAACAGUUGAAUCUUGUAUAUUUUAUGUUUCAAUAAGGGAACACAUUUCUGGUA
Cryptomeria japonica (Japanese cedar) is the source of this 3863-nucleotide messenger RNA. Its product is annotated as eukaryotic translation initiation factor 3 subunit A. Gene Ontology annotation, cellular component: eukaryotic translation initiation factor 3 complex, eIF3m; multi-eIF complex; eukaryotic translation initiation factor 3 complex, eIF3e. The record is from RefSeq and is a predicted model, not a curated record. Bases 401 to 3505 code for a protein of 1034 amino acids. NCBI's taxonomy places the organism in Eukaryota, Viridiplantae, Streptophyta, Pinopsida, Cupressales, Cupressaceae. The transcript is spliced from 13 exons. Gene Ontology annotation, molecular function: translation initiation factor activity; mRNA binding. Gene Ontology annotation, biological process: formation of cytoplasmic translation initiation complex; translation reinitiation.